This is a messenger RNA of Acomys russatus (golden spiny mouse), 1789 nucleotides long. It is a transcript of the gene Pcyt1a, whose product is annotated as phosphate cytidylyltransferase 1A, choline. Bases 166 to 1269 code for a protein of 367 amino acids. Lineage: Eukaryota; Metazoa; Chordata; Mammalia; Rodentia; Muridae. The transcript has 9 exons. Gene Ontology annotation, biological process: CDP-choline pathway. The record is from RefSeq and is a predicted model, not a curated record. Gene Ontology annotation, molecular function: phosphatidylcholine binding; choline-phosphate cytidylyltransferase activity. Gene Ontology annotation, cellular component: endoplasmic reticulum.
UGGAAUUGACAAGAGGGCGGGGGGUAGGCGGGACUUCCGGUCCGCAGUCCGGUCAGAUGUUUCCCGGGCGUCUCCCCGCAACCUAUUUGACUUCGCUAGUCGGUGACGCGGCGCGGGGAAGGAAUCGGACCGGACCGGAGGCCGGGGGAGUUGCGUUAAAAGAAGAUGGAUGCACAGUGUUCAGCUAAGGUCAAUUCAAGGAAGAGGAGGAAGGAGGCAUCAGGCCCUAAUGGAGCAACAGAGGAAGAUGGGAUUCCUUCAAAAGUCCAGCGCUGUGCAGUUGGCUUACGGCAGCCAGCUCCUUUUUCUGAUGAAAUUGAAGUUGACUUUAGUAAGCCCUAUGUCAGGGUAACUAUGGAAGAAGCCUGCAGAGGAACUCCUUGUGAGCGGCCUGUGAGAGUUUAUGCGGAUGGAAUAUUUGACUUAUUUCACUCUGGUCAUGCCCGGGCUCUAAUGCAAGCGAAGAACCUUUUCCCUAAUACGUAUCUCAUUGUGGGAGUCUGCAGUGAUGAGCUGACGCACAACUUCAAGGGCUUCACGGUGAUGAACGAAAAUGAGCGUUAUGACGCAGUGCAGCACUGCCGCUAUGUGGAUGAGGUGGUGAGGAACGCACCCUGGACGCUGACACCUGAGUUCCUGGCAGAGCAUCGGAUUGACUUCGUCGCCCAUGAUGAUAUCCCCUACUCCUCUGCAGGGAGCGAUGAUGUGUAUAAGCACAUCAAGGAAGCAGGCAUGUUUGCUCCCACACAGAGGACAGAAGGGAUCUCCACCUCAGACAUCAUCACCCGCAUUGUCCGUGACUACGAUGUGUAUGCAAGACGGAACCUACAAAGGGGCUACACUGCAAAGGAGCUCAAUGUCAGCUUUAUCAACGAGAAGAAGUACCACUUGCAAGAACGGGUUGAUAAAGUCAAGAAGAAGGUGAAAGACGUGGAGGAAAAGUCAAAGGAGUUUGUGCAGAAGGUGGAAGAGAAGAGCAUCGACCUCAUCCAGAAAUGGGAGGAGAAGUCCCGGGAGUUCAUCGGCAGCUUCCUGGAGAUGUUCGGUCCUGAGGGAGCGCUGAAACACAUGCUGAAAGAGGGGAAAGGCCGGAUGCUGCAGGCCAUCAGCCCCAGGCAGAGCCCCAGCAGCAGCCCUACUCGAGAACGCUCCCCCUCCCCCUCCUUUCGCUGGCCCUUCUCUGGCAAGACUUCCCCAUCUUCUUCCCCAGCAAGUCUCUCUAGGCGCAAGGUUGUGACCUGUGACAUCAGCGAGGAUGAAGAGGACUGACUUUUCGUCCUUGUUCCCUCUCUCUCCCCCUGCCUGCCACCUCCAGAAGUUCUCUGUUGAAUUCCAUUUUGUGAUCCCAACACUAAACCUAAGGACAUCUACAAAGAAAAGACAAAUGGGGCAAGAGGACCUGGGAAUGGGGGAAACCAAACAGCCCGUGCCCUAAGAGACCCCCUCAGCCACACCACCCAGGAGGCUGAGCCCACCUUAGACGCCUGCUCCGCACCCACCUUCCCUCCCCAGAACUUUGCUUUACUGUUUAUGCUCAUGUAAUCUUGACAGGGAAAUUGUCAUUUUUAUUAAUUUUUUAAAAAUUAGUCUUUCAAAUAUAGUAAGUAGAACUAAUUUUUUGCCCCCGAGGAGUGGGCAGAAGAGGAAGCGUGUAAAGCCCAGAGGCCUUUCUCCCUGCUCAUAGUGCUCGCCUUCUGUUCUGAAGCACACUGCCUUGCCAGACCUUUCACACGGAGAGCCAUGCUGAUGGGUGAUUUAGGGAGACUAUUGGAACUUGAACUUCCUAAAA